This is a messenger RNA of Salvelinus namaycush (lake trout), 4740 nucleotides long. RefSeq names its product adhesion G protein-coupled receptor B1-like. Gene Ontology annotation, cellular component: plasma membrane. Gene Ontology annotation, biological process: G protein-coupled receptor signaling pathway; negative regulation of angiogenesis; cell surface receptor signaling pathway. Gene Ontology annotation, molecular function: G protein-coupled receptor activity. NCBI's taxonomy places the organism in Eukaryota, Metazoa, Chordata, Actinopteri, Salmoniformes, Salmonidae. The transcript is spliced from 32 exons. The record is from RefSeq and is a predicted model, not a curated record. Bases 1 to 4740 code for a protein of 1579 amino acids.
AUGACGACCACUUUUUCCCCCUCCUUACCUGGGCACCUGGUGAACCCCCAAGUCCCCCUGCCAUCAUCAUUGAUGCUUCUGCUGCUGAUACAACUGUUUAGUUGGUGCCCGGCUGCUCCCUCAGGGCCUGAGUCAGACACCUGCUCCACUCUGGUUCAGAGCCGAUUCUUCGGCCACUUCCUGUCCUCCUCCACUUUCCCCACGGCACCCUGCUCCUGGACCCUGCAGAACCCAGACCCGCGCCGCUACACCAUCUUUAUCAAGGUAACCAAACCUACCUCCACAACGGACUGCAUUCCCCGGCAGCUCCGCACAUUCCAGUUUGACUCGUUUCUGGAGACCACGCGCACCUACCUGGGCAUGGAGAGCUUCGACGAGGUGGUCAAGCUGUGUGACUCUUCAUCCCCUGUGGCCUUUCUAGAGGCUGGGAAACAGUUCCUACAAAUGAGGAAAGGGCCGCCUCGGGCCGGCAUGGAGGUCACCACCCCUAACGCUGGCGAAGAUGGGGAAUUUAAGACAGAGUAUCUGGUGGUGGGGAAGCGUAACCCCAGCAUGGCAGCGUGUCAGAUGCUGUGCCAGUGGCUGGAGGACUGCCUGGCAUCCAGCACCUCUAACAGGCCCUGUGGUAUCAUGCAGACCCCCUGCCAGUGCUGGGAGCCCCCUCCUCCUCCACAGCUCAGCGAAGGGGAUGGAUGCUACAGGAACGGGUUCUAUCUGGAGAACUGCCUACCCAGCUCCAAUGAGAAGAGGGGUGGGCAUGCCCCUACAGGUGGCUGGAGUGUGUGGGCGGAGUGGGCGGAGUGCAGCAGUGACUGUGGUGGUGGCGUUCAGACCCGGAGCCGUACCUGUCAAUCUCCCCCAGAGGAGACAUACCUGUGUGAGGGAGUAGUGGAGGAGGGAAGGCCCUGUAACCCUCAGCCCUGCAGUGGCAAAGGCCGUCAUCUCUCUCGCAGCCAAUCACUUCGCUCCGUGGACAGCCGCAAGCGCGAUGGCGGCGGUGGCGAGGUAGACAAGACGCGGGGCGGUGGCGGUGGACAGCAGGCCCCACAGACAGUGGACCAGGCUGCGUCAGGUGAGGAGUGGUCGUCGUGGAGUGUGUGUUCGGCCACGUGCGGUGAGGGCUGGCAGAGCCGCACGCGUUUCUGUGUCUCCUCCUCCUACAGCACCCAGUGCAGCGGCACGCUCCGAGAGCAGAGGCCCUGCAACAACUCUGCCAUCUGUCCAGUGCACGGGACAUGGGACGAGUGGUCGCCAUGGAGCUUGUGUUCGUCAACCUGCGGCCGUGGUUACCGGGAUCGCACGCGAAGCUGCAAACCCCCUCAGUUUGGGGGAGACCCCUGUAUGGGGCCGGAGAAACAGACCAAGUUCUGCAACAUCGCUGUCUGCCCAGUUGAUGGAGUGUGGAAUGAGUGGGCUAAUUGGGGUUCAUGCUCUGCGUCCUGCUCCAACGGGACCAUGCAGCGCAUCAGGGAGUGUAACGGACCUUCGUAUGGAGGAUCAGAGUGUCGCGGGGAGUGGAUAGAGACCAGAGACUGCUUCCUACGGGAGUGCCCAGUGGAGGGGAAGUGGCAUCCUUGGACGUUGUGGGUGGGCUGCACCAAGACAUGUGGCGGGGGGAGCCAACAGAGACAGAGGAUUUGCUAUGGGCCCUUCUUUGGGGGUGAAAAUUGUCCUGGAGAUCGGGAGGAGGUGCGACGCUGCAAUGAGAAGAGGUGUCCAGAGCCUCAUGAGAUCUGUGCAGAAGAGAACUUCUCCAACGUAGUGUGGAAAAUGACUCCAGCAGGGGACACAGCGGCCGUACGCUGCCCUCCCAAUGCCAAUGGGCUGAUCCUGAGGCGGUGCACUUUGGAUGAUGAGGGAAUAGCCUACUGGGAGAACCCCACUUAUAUGAAGUGUAUCUCCAAUGACUACCGCAGCAUCCAAACACUGACUCGGGAACACCUGUCCAAGGCCCAGCGGGGGCUUGUGGGGGAUGGAGUUUCAGAGGUGAUGACCAAGCUCAGGGUGACGUCCAGCGAUGGGACCAGCUACAGUGGAGACUUGCUGGCCAUAGUGGACGUACUGAAGAACAUGACAGAGAUCUUCAGAAGGGCCUACAACAGCCCCAGCAAUGCAGACAUGAGAAACUUUGUCCAGUCAGUCAGUAACCUGCUGAUGGAGGAGAACAGAGAGAGAUGGGAAGAAGCACAACUGUUUGGUCCAAACAUCAAGGAGCUGUUCCGGUUGGUGGAAGACUUUGUGGACGUCUACGGUCUUAGGAUGAAAGACUUCCAGGACAUGGUUGAGGUCACCGAUAACUUAGUUCUAUCCAUCCACAAGCGUCCAGUGGCGGGUAAUGCAGACAUCAGCUUCCCUAUGAAGGGCUGGAAGGGGAUGAUGGACUGGGCCCGCAGCUCUGAGGACAGAGUUACUGUCUCCAAGAACAUCCUCUCCACAGGAAAGCCAGAUGCAGAUGACUUGUCAGCGUUUGUCACCGGGAUCGUUCUCUACAGAAACCUGGGCAGCAUCCUAUCUCUACAGAGAAACAGCACCGUGCUCAACUCCAAGGUGGUGUCUGUGACCAUCAAGCCCACCCCAGGAUCCCUCUCUACCCCGGUGGAGGUCCAGUUCUCACACCUUUACAACGGCACCACAAACCAGACCUGCAUCUCCUGGGACGAGAGUGACAGGCCUACAAGCAAGACCUCAUCGCUGCUUGGAUCGUGGUCUGCCAGGGGCUGCAGAGCCGUGCCUAUCGACUCAUUCAGCACCAAAUGCGUGUGUGACAGACUCUCUACCUUCGCCAUUUUAGCACGGCUAAAUCCUGACAUGAACAUGGAUAAAAUGCAGCUUCCCUCUGUGACGCUGAUGGUGGGCUGUGGAGUCUCCUCUCUCACCUUGCUGCUCCUCAUCAUCAUCUAUGUGUCGGUCUGGAGGUACAUUCGCUCAGAGCGCUCCGUCAUCCUCAUCAACUUCUGCCUCUCCAUCAUCUCCUCCAACGCCCUCAUCCUCAUUGGUCAGACGCAGACACGGAACAAGGUGAUCUGCACGCUGGUCGCUGCUUUCCUGCAUUUCUUCUUCCUGUCGUCGUUCUGUUGGGUUCUGACAGAGGCGUGGCAGUCAUACAUGGCCGUGACUGGCCGGCUUAGGAACCGCAUCAUCCGCAAGCGAUUCCUGUGUCUGGGCUGGGGUCUACCUGCUCUGGUUGUGGCAGUCUCUGUGGGUUUCACCAAAGCUAAGGGAUAUGGCACCGUCAACUACUGCUGGCUGUCUCUGGAAGGGGGUCUACUUUAUGCGUUCGUGGGACCGGCUGCCGCUGUAGUUUUGGUUAACAUGGUUAUCGGGAUUCUCGUAUUUAACAAACUGGUGUCCAAAGACGGCAUUACUGAUAUGAAACUGAAGGAGAGGGCAGGGGCGUCGCUGUGGAGCUCCUGUGUGGUUCUGCCUCUCCUGGCCCUCACCUGGAUGUCUGCUGUCCUGGCCAUCACCGACCGACGCUCCUCCCUCUUCCAGAUCCUGUUCGCUGUGUUUGAUUCGCUGGAAGGCUUCGUCAUCGUCAUGGUGCAUUGCAUCCUGCGCAGAGAGGUUCAAGAGGCAGUGAAGUGUCGGGUAGUGGACCGCCAGGAGGACGGGAAUGGAGACUCAGGGGGAUCUUUCCAGAACGGACACGCUCAGCUUAUGACUGAUUUCGAGAAAGACGUCGACAUGGCUUGCAGAGGAGGUACUCUGAAGCGUUCCUCUCUCCAGGGUGAUGAGAAGCCAUCCUCCCAGCCCCUGACCCUUCAGAAGGGCUCUAACUUCAACACCAUGCCUGCCAGCAUGGCCAAGGUCCACCUCCAGAAUGUGGCAGACUACCCCAGUCAUACCCUCACCCUGCGCAGGGAGAAGGGUGGCGCCACCAAGGGCAUCAGCACCGAGCUGCCGGGAGCCAAGUCCAUCUACAUCUGUGACGGGGAGCUCUUUAAACAGCUGGACGGGGAGCUGUCUCCACGGGGGACAGGGGAGGCCGGGGGGCCUGAGGGCACAGGAACAGGCCCGGGACCAGGGUACAUCAUCCUGCCUAACAACAACAACACUGGCACCCUGGGGCGGCCCGGAAAGGGCAGCAAGGAGGACACGACGGCCAAGUACAACAUCAGCAUCGAGCAGCAGAUGCCCCAGACCAGGCUCAUCCACCUGGCCAACUCGGCGGGGGUGGAGGGCGUCCCGGGUUUCGCGCUGAAGAGCCUGCCUGCGGACCUGGUCAGUGUCUCCUGCUCGGAGAGGGAGUCGCCCGUCCACAACAUGCAGAACGUCUCCGGAGAAUCCCACAUGACCAACAGCAUGUGUGAACAGGGUGAUUCUGGGAACUCUGGAAUGAUGUCCAAGAGCGAGACCGUGUCCACUCUCUCCAUGAGCUCCCUGGAGAGACGAAAAUCUCGCUACGCGGAGCUGGAUUUUGAGAAGAUCAUGCACACACGGAAGCGUCACCAGGACAUGUUCCAGGACCUGAACAGGAAGAUCCACAGUGCAGACCAGGACAAGGCGUCUCCGCCUGGCGAUGGGAAGGCAGGGAAGAGGUGGAGUGACAAGCAGCAGACACCCAGUAAGAGAGCCUGGGAGGGCAUCAGGAAGACACAAUCUCCCCCGUCGUGGAUGAGGAAGGACCUGGAGCCCUUGGCGGCCUCUCCCCUGGAGCUGCAGAACGUGGAGUGGGAGAAGGCCAGCGCCACCAUCCCUCUGGUGGGACAGGAGAUCAUGGACCUGCAGACAGAGGUUUGA